This is a messenger RNA of Panicum hallii, 1279 nucleotides long. RefSeq lists its product as uncharacterized. The record is from RefSeq and is a predicted model, not a curated record. Bases 51 to 947 code for a protein of 298 amino acids. Lineage: Eukaryota; Viridiplantae; Streptophyta; Magnoliopsida; Poales; Poaceae. The transcript has a single exon.
UCGAUCGGCGAUGACAUCCACCGGAGGCGGCGCAUCAUCCGCAUCCAUGGAUGCUCAGUGCGACACUCUGCUGGUGGAGGAGAUCCUCCCGCGCCUGCCGCCCAAGAGCCUCCUCCGCCUCGGCGCCACCUCCCGCCGCUACAAGGCCCUCGCCCGCAGCCCCGGCUUCGCCGCCCGCUACUGGCGGCGCGCCGGCGCCUUCUUGCGGCCUGCUGCCGAACAGCCCGGGGUUUUCCCACGCUUCCUCACCGCCCCCGCCAUGCCGGGGGGCGGAGCUCGUGCCGGGUGCGGACCUCGCCGAGGACGGCAUGGCCAUCGUGCACUCGGCGGCCGACGGCCUGCUGCUGUGCUCCAGGGGCUCCACCUGGCCGGCGGCGCGGUACUUCGUCUGCAACCCGGUGACACGGCAGCAGACAGCUCUCCCGGAGCUGCGGGACCUCUGCUUCAAGCCGCUGUGCGGGCUCCUGACGGUGACGGCGGCGGCGGGCACCGACGGCGGCGGGCACGGCGCCGCCCCGCGGUUCCAGUUGGUAGUCAUCGAGGAGUGGCAGAUUGAAGACACGUUCCUUGGGCUGAAGAUCUUCUCCUCGGACACCGGCACCUGGAGGAGCCGGAUGGCGUCACUAUACAGGUGCUCGUCCCACCCCUUCGAGCACGACUUCCGCCGCCGGCCGGCACUGGGCCAGAGCGGCGCCGCCUACUGGAUCCAGCGCGACGGCAGGACCGCCAUAGCGUACGACAGCGCCGGCGACUCCCUCCGGGUCAUCCACCUGCCGGAGAGCGGCGCCAGGUCGAAGCGCUGCAUAGGGGAGCGCCACGGCGGCGGCGGGGGGCUCCGGUACGCGCGUGCCGACGCGGCGGAGCUCGAGGUGUGGGACUCGCCGACGACGGAGGCCGCGCGUGGAGGCUGGCGCACCGGGUUGGCAUCAGGGAGCUGCUGGGACUGAACGCGGACGCAACCUAGCUUCAGCCCCGCGUCAAGCCGGUCGGCUUCCACCCGACCGACGUCGACGUCGUCUUCCUGGCCUUGCCUGCGGGGGUGGCCGCCUACUCCAUCGAGCACGGCACCAUGGAUCCGCUGUGCGCACACGGUUGCUUCGCGGCUCGAGCUUACUUGUUCCCGUAUGUGCAUCCGCCGUGCCCGGUGCAGAUUCCGGCGAUACAGAACGGCUGAUUUAAUCUUUGUUUGGUGCUAUUCUACUGUGCUGUUUAAUUUGGUGUAUGGAUCUUGUUUUGACUGUGGGAGGUGCCUUUUACUAAGCCAUCUCUGAUUCAAUUU